AUGUCGCUGAGCAAGGAGCGAAGAGAAGUGCUCUGUGUGCUGCAGCGCGUGUUGGCCAUAUGCCAUGUGUACACAUACUUCUUAGACGGGCUCUUGCUCCUGCUGAUAUUGCGCACACUCAUCCUGUUCCAGUUCAUGCGCUUGUACCUAUGGCCGAGGCAGCGUGUGCCUGCGCACGCACGCUUUCUUACCGUGUUUCAGGCAGCGUGCGCUAUAGCGCAUGUGGUAUGCCAUACGGAUCCAUCGCGAAAGCGCCUCCUCUUUGAUUUCGUGGGACAGGACCAUGUGGCGUCCAAGGGGCACCUGCUAUGCAUCGACGCCGUCAUCGCGGGCCUGCACAUGCUGCUCAUGUACAUCGCCGCCGAGGAGGCUAGCAGCUUUCAAGACGCACAGCAUAGCAACGCACUCGACUUGACCGACACAGAGCGCGCGACCCAAUCGCCCGGAGAAGAGCCGACGGCUUUGCCACCCACCACCAUGCCCGUGGCCGUGGUGCGCUAA
Messenger RNA from Malassezia restricta, 501 nucleotides. RefSeq lists its product as uncharacterized. Bases 1 to 501 code for a protein of 166 amino acids. Lineage: Eukaryota; Fungi; Basidiomycota; Malasseziomycetes; Malasseziales; Malasseziaceae. The transcript is spliced from 2 exons. The record is from RefSeq and is a predicted model, not a curated record.